AUGGUCAACGUCUCUCGAGAAUACAUCAUGAAGCUCAAACAAAGGGCAGAAGCAGCCGAACAACGCCAAGGGGCGGCCAGCUCUACCGAUCCCAGUCAAUCCUCGUCCAAGAGGCAACAGGACCUGCAGCGCCGUGAGCCCUCGAGGCACUCCCUGGAGCAGGCCACAUCAAGUCUGUCCGAGCUCGCCUCAUACGCACGUAACAAUAACAACACAAGUCGAAGUCGAGACGCUCAGAACCGACACGCUGCAGAAUCGAUCAAGGAUCCGGGCUCCAGCACUCAGCCCAAUAGACCUUCCGUGCAUGGCCGUCCCCAAAUACUUCAGGACCUCAAUGAGGACGGCAUUUCAAGAAAAGACUUUUCGUCCAAAGCAGCUUCUGUCGACAGAGCAGAGAAGCCUCGAGCGUGGUCGGUGCCGCCCAGUCACGAUGCCACCACAAAUUUCGAAGAACCAAAUCCCGAUGAUUUCUACGGAGACUCGUCCACUCUGUCCUUUAUGCAGGCCGUGCAAACAACAAUAAUCUCAAACUCCUCUCCCGAUUCAGUGUCCCCAGGGUCAAAUUAUAGAAGCGGGACCAAGCCACGCCCAGCCCGGGCGGUCUCAUUCCGGCUCGGGGUCGAGAACUGCUUGCCCCAGAGAUCCCUCGCCGACGACUUGGUCAGUUGCUACUUUCGCUACGUCCAUAUCUUAUACCCCUUUUUACACCGGCCCUCCUUUGAGGCUCAGUAUGAACGCACUUGGGUAUCAGGCGAGCAACAAGAUGAUCAAUGGCUGGCCAUGUUGAACGUCAUUUUUGCCCUGGGAAUUCAUUUCGCCUACGGACAGGAAGAUAAAUCGGCAGCGAGUGAUCGGUUCUUUGGCUAUGCACAGAAGCUCGUGUCGAUGGAGCAGUUCGCUCACGCAAAUCUGCAAACCUUACAACUUCUGUUGCUCAGCGGACUCUACUACCAAUCCACCAGUCGACCGAAUCAGACGUGGAACGUGAUAGGGUUAGCAAUCAGGAUUGCUACCACCAUCGGCGCCCAUGUGGACCCAAUGCCGUCUCAAUAUAACCCUCUGCAGAUUGAGAUACGGAGACGGUGCUGGUAUGGUUGUAUUGUGCUGGAUUCAGUGUUGGCCCUGAACUUCGGACGUCCCACGGCCAUUCCGAAUACCUUUGGUGUCUCACUACCCUCAAACCUCGACGACGAGUAUAUCACCGAAGACGGAUACCUCGAACAGCCGGAGCACGUUCGGCCCAAGACAGCCGUCUUCAUCAAGUCAGUGGCCUUCUGCUCCAUCAUGAAGGACGUCUUGUACACGCUGUACUCACCUCUCAACAAUUCCGGCCCCCAACAGAGCGGCAAAGUCUCUCCGCCUCCCGAGUUCAAGGACGCCGUCAGCCUGGACAAGAGCUUGGUUGAAUGGCUUCGUGGGCUCCCGGGGUACUUGAAGGUUGGGGCCCUGGACGAGAUCGAAGAAUUUCGACGAACACGGAAUAUCCUCCUCGCUAGAUUCCUGAGUCUCCGAGUCUUGAUCCAUAGGCCGUUCGCUUCUCUGUGGCAGCAGUCCUCUGCCGUCGCCGAGCCGACUUACCUCGCGCCCCUUGACAAUUCCCUUCAUGCCAUGUGUGUCACAGUCUGUAAAUCAGCCGCCAUUCAAUUGGUGGAUGUCAUCAGCACCAACUACUAUCAAGGAUUGUCAAGUGCGUGGUGGACGGACAUGAACUAUCUAUUCACGGCAGCAACCGUACUGCUAGCUAUGGAUUACGAAUGCGAAAAUCCGGAAGAGAGUGACGCCACCGAAAGUGCCUUUGAACAGUCUCUUAUCAUCCUGGGCGAAAUGCAAGGCCGGUCGUCCAUGGCAUCGGCAUAUGUCACCAUGUUGAAGAAGGCAAAGGAAGCUCAAGAAGCAGCACAGAUGGCCCAGAUAGGCCCGAAUUCGUCGCCACGAGCACGUUCUUCGAACAAUGCGCCACCCCGGAAUUCUUCGUCGUCCUCUGAAAUGGUGUCUACCGGAAUCAACUUGGAUGAAUUGCUGAAAGACGACGCCAGAGUCGAUGCUCCGUUCCCGUCUUGGAACAUGCAGGACUUUUUCCUGGUCCCUUGGGAUAUGAUGAUGGUUGAUAACCCGAUGCCCACGUUCCAUUCAUGA
Fonsecaea erecta is the source of this 2136-nucleotide messenger RNA. RefSeq lists its product as hypothetical. Gene Ontology annotation, cellular component: nucleus. NCBI's taxonomy places the organism in Eukaryota, Fungi, Ascomycota, Eurotiomycetes, Chaetothyriales, Herpotrichiellaceae. Gene Ontology annotation, biological process: positive regulation of transcription from RNA polymerase II promoter by galactose; DNA-templated transcription. The coding region runs from base 1 to 2136 and encodes 711 amino acids. Gene Ontology annotation, molecular function: zinc ion binding; RNA polymerase II cis-regulatory region sequence-specific DNA binding; DNA-binding transcription factor activity, RNA polymerase II-specific. The record is from RefSeq and is a predicted model, not a curated record. The transcript is spliced from 5 exons.